CAAAUUCUCUCUGCAUUUGAAAAGUAUAAAAUUGUCGAAGAUGAAAAUAACCCACUUACCCAAUCUCGCAUGUUCCUUAAAUACUCACUUGUAGUGUAUCGAUACAUGUUAAGAUUCGGUGCAAAGUCUCCAGUUGUUAGCUAUUUGAUGAAAGAAAUUGUAAUUGUUCAUACGUGGCUUACCGAUACAGAGGAUAUAGACAAAUUGAGAGAUGCAGAUACUAUCCUUGACGAAUAUUAUACCGCAAAUAUACCUUUCGAUCGAUCACUUUUACCGCUGUUCAAAGAAUGCUCGCGCGCAGAACCAAUUAGCUAUUUAUUUGAAGGAUAUCUUCCAGCACUAUUCGGAUCCGAAGUCCAAAAUCAAUCAUUUGUGACAUUCCAAAUUCCGGAAGUAGAUGUACUCCCGUCAUUCAUACAAACGGAAGAGUUGCAGCGACUUUGGUUAGAAGACAUUCAAAAUUGUAUCCAAUCCGAUGCAUUAGUAAAUGGCGAAUUUAAAAGGCAAAUUACAGAGUUUUUUAAGCUUUACAAUUUAACGCACAGUAGUUUUGUCGGUAAAUUUGAGGGAAUAUGGUUUUAA
Molecule: messenger RNA, 582 nt
Organism: Paraglomus brasilianum
Lineage: Eukaryota; Fungi; Glomeromycota; Glomeromycetes; Paraglomerales; Paraglomeraceae
Source: the annotation of a GenBank genome assembly